ACUCCACUCUUCCCACACAACAUACAACGGAAGUGACAUCACAAUAACGAAAGCGGAAACAUCGAAAACAGUUUGAACGCGCGGUGCUUCUUGUGUAUCUCAUUGUAAUAUUUUCGGUAAAUUGAACUGUGUGUUUUGUACAUAAUGUCUGGAAUUCCUCCGGAUUCCUGGGAGCCACCCAGUGUUGCUCUAGAGACAACGAUGGGGACUAUUGUAUUGGAGCUCUACUGGAGACAUGCACCUAAAACUUGCAAGAACUUUGCAGAGCUGGCUCGAAGAGGCUACUAUAAUAAUACAAAGUUCCAUAGGGUAAUACAGAACUUCAUGGUGCAGGGUGGUGACCCCACGGGAACAGGUCGGGGUGGUGCCUCAAUAUUUGGAAAGCAGUUUGAAGAUGAGCUGCACCCAGAGCUCAAAUUCACGGGUGCUGGCAUCAUAGCUAUGGCAAAUGCAGGACCGGAUACGAAUGGCAGCCAGUUCUUCCUCACCCUCAGACCUACUCAGUGGUUGGACGGAAAGCACAGCAUCUUUGGAAGAGUUCAUCAGGGCAUAGGAGUGCUGAACCGGAUCGGGUUGGUGGAAACCAGUGGUCAAGAUCGACCUGUUGAUGAUGUAAGGAUCAUCUCAGCUACUGUGGCCAUCUAAAAAUCUUUUUUUAUAUUCCAACACACUUUUUUU
Molecule: messenger RNA, 678 nt
Organism: Doryrhamphus excisus (bluestripe pipefish)
Lineage: Eukaryota; Metazoa; Chordata; Actinopteri; Syngnathiformes; Syngnathidae
Gene: ppil1
Product: peptidylprolyl isomerase (cyclophilin)-like 1
Biological process (GO): protein peptidyl-prolyl isomerization; protein folding
Cellular component (GO): catalytic step 2 spliceosome
Molecular function (GO): peptidyl-prolyl cis-trans isomerase activity
Source: RefSeq, a predicted model, not a curated record